This is a messenger RNA of Musca domestica (house fly), 8184 nucleotides long. RefSeq lists its product as uncharacterized. Bases 482 to 7705 code for a protein of 2407 amino acids. The transcript has 12 exons. NCBI's taxonomy places the organism in Eukaryota, Metazoa, Arthropoda, Insecta, Diptera, Muscidae. The record is from RefSeq and is a predicted model, not a curated record.
CGAGGAUAAUAUUUUAAAACAUAUAUUUAGUUAAUCAUGAAAGAAAUGUCUAAAAUAAAAUAUAACAAGAUUAUCGCACAGUUUCUUGUAUUUAUUAUCAAUAAAUGUGUCAUUUGUUUCGCUUCUAGUAUUUGAGAAAUUUGUUGAAAAUCGUCGUCUGGCAAACGAGCAGCUAUACCAAAAUGAACGUGAUAUCCUUACUACCUUUGUGAAGGAAGGACUCGCGACAUUCUAUGUAAAAUGUUAUGAAAGUGUUUCAUAGAACAAUUUCAUAAAAUAUUUCGAAUGGUGUGAGAAAAUUCCAUGGCUUUCAAUUUGACUGCAACCCCCAGUAGUGGAAUAAAGAGCUGUCCUUUUUACCGUAAUUCGGUCACAACAACAAAACAAUUGUCUCCAAGAUGUGCGGAUCAGAAAUCAAAGUAAGAUGGACUAAAUCGGAUCUCUCUAAUAUUUAACUCAGAUAUAAGAUAUUUCUGUGAUAAUGUCAAAUUCUCCAAGUACCGCCACAAUGACAACAAAUACCAACUCCUCAUCAUCACCAUCGGCAGCAUCUCCGCCAUCAAUGUUAGCUACUAAGAGAAGAAAUAUGAAAUUCUCCAGAAUGUAUCCAUUUGUGGCGAAUACAUAUCGUGAAAUACGAAAAUACUUGUCUUCUAUUAACAGCGACAUGAAUAGUGAGAUAUUAAUAAGAAUUGUUAAUAAAUUUAAGAGGGGCUGUUCUGAUAUAUUUGAUGCAGUUUUGGAAGACCCUGAAUUGAGUAAAAUGUUGGCAGCAACUAUUGUUCGCGUAUUGGAUUUACUCAAAGAUAUGAGCAAAAGGUGCAAUGAUUUAGAAGAAUUUCAUCAUCGAGUGUGUGAACUCAUAGCCUUCUAUAUAAGCUGUGAACUUAGAGCAAAUUUGGAGUGUCAAGACGAAGACAAUCUCUUAGAUAAUAGAAUUGUUUAUGUAAUAAGAAGGCAUUUGGCGCAAGAAGAUGAGAAUGAAACACUACACAACAUCUUGCGCACCCUGAUUUAUAUACCUCGACUGUCCAUACCCAACGACACAAUGUGUGCCAUCUUUGAAGAAUUUAUACCCCUCAAGACGCCACCGGAACCCAAACAAUUACCUGAUAAACUAUAUAUGUUGUACAUCAUAAUUUUCUAUCGUUGGAUGAAAAUGCAAAGCGAUGAAAGUGAUCAGCAAUUGAUUAUUAAUUUUGCCGCCACUUUUAUGAAACCCCAAGUUUCGUUGUGCACCAAUCCGUUAUAUAGUCAGCAUUUGCCCAAAUAUACACGUCACAGUCAGGCUACUCGCACAAUUUUGAAUCAAAUGAUAUACUAUAAAGAUUUGAGAAAUGCUUGUAUCAUUGAUAAUGCAUUUAAGGUGACUGGAACAAUUGUGGAUCUCUGUGAUAAUGAUGAUGAUGAGGAGGAGGUAGAUAACGUUAAAUUAGCUGUUCAAGAAUUCUCAUCUUUGGAUAUCAUGGAUUUUGUACAACUAUUUGCCGCCGUUCAAUUGGAGCUGGCAAAAACCUCAACCACUGCGUCGAAAGUUAAACAUGAGGAACAAAUAAUUGUGGAUAGUGUAGAUUUAACUGUGGCAGAAAAUGAACUCGAUAGUGAGGACCAAUUGAGAACCUUGUUUGAAAAACAAGACAAAUGGUUGGACAAAAUGAAGACAAUUACAAGACAGUACCUUUCAAUAAAAGAAAAACAACAGCUACAACAACAACAGAAAACCAAAGAAAAUUCUUCUAGUAUUAUAAGUUUGGAUAGUGAUUCUGGAGAAGAAUAUAAGCUAGAUGGAAAACAAAAGACUAGAAGUAAUAACUUACAGGCAGACAAUAAAGAUUUAUUUGAUGACAAUUAUCCUGAAACUGUAACGCCACUUGAUCACAAUUCGGAAAGUUGUGAAAAUGAAGAAACGCAUAUAAUUACCAAAUCAAUUCCCAGCUUUGUGGCUGCCGAUAAUAAUAGUCUACGUACCUAUGUGGCAAAGAAGAAUGGUAGUUCUUCACUGUCAUCAGCUGAUGAAUCCUGUAGCCGUUCUAUACACAAGAGAACAAGUGCGGCUAAUAAACUGGUCCAACGUCGGAAUAGUAUACAUAUAACUGCAACAUCGAAAUCUCCACCUCCUUCAUCACCACCACCACUACCUGCCAAUGCGGAAAGUGAAGAUGAAAGCACAUCGGAUGACGUCGAAUAUUACAGUAAUUUAUUUUACUCAUCUUCGCCGCAGAGGAAUAUGAAUUCUAGAGGACCGGGAGUGCCAUUUGAUCGUUUAAAUUCCACUUUUGGAUCUGGUGGAAGGGUGGUAUUUUCGCAAGCCAUGCCCGCCCGCAAUGGAUCCUCGCUUUCAAGAAAUGAUGAAACGAAUCUCUCAACAAAGUCCGAACCGCAUAGAACUAAAAAAGUUCAUUUCGAUAGCAGUCCCAUGGGUCCAACGGCAUCAUAUUCCAAACAGAAAUCAAUGAAUAAUCAUAUUCCACAUGCUCAAACAAACACCAAUGAUGAUGAAGAUGAUGAUGGUGAAUAUUUUGUACCAUUUUGGCAGAGAUCAUCAUUUCAAUGUUCCUCCUCCAGAUUGAAUAGCUUAAAUAUGUCACCAGCAAUGGCUAGACAACAGCAACAAGACCAUAGAACUGGACCCAACUCGUUAUACGGCAAUAUUUUUGAACGACGUCCAUCAAUAUCCAAUCGAAUGUCGGGCAUUGGAUCUCAUGCUUAUUCAACGAUGCCAUUUAAUUUCACAACUGGGAAACGAACUCUGCCCCCAUCACGUCUUGCCACAGAAGGCCAUCGUUGCAAAAAGAGAUUGAAUCGCCUUAAGUUACGACGUUCCACAAUUUCCGAUCAUGCCGAAUUCAAUAGAUAUCUGGCAGCACAAAUUCAAAAUGAAUCAACAAACCCACCACGCCAACAUUUAGCGGAAGACAACACAUGGGACGAAGGAUCGUAUCAACGUUUUCUCAGAAAUGAAAUCAGCGACCAUUUAGAUGUUGCCUCGACGGGAACAUUUAAUGGCGCCUGGUACGAUGAUAAAUUGACAAAUCAUUACGGAGUGGGGGUGAAGAGCCACGAAGAAAUGUUGGAAUUAGAACGCCAACGUAAUAUUAUGUACAAUGAGAUAUUACAGAAACAACGAAGAAAAUUGGAGCUGAAAGCUUUGGAAAAAAUGAAAGAGAAACAGCGACGCAAACAGGAGAAACAACAAAAACGUGAACAAUUCCAAAUGGAGCAGAGUGAAACAAUGAAACAGUUGGAACGUAUGAACUUAAGGGGAAAUGUAACGGACUUUGAAGAGGAAAAGGAAGAGACAGAGCCAUCGAAACACAAACAAACGAGAAGUGUGGAAACUUCAAAUAAAUUUAUCAGCAAGGGUCAGCUAAAAGAAUUUCCACCCGCAAUGCCUAGUUCACCAAAAAGGGGUCUAUUUAACAUAACAGCAAAGCCAGAUAAUGAAGUCCAACAUGAACCAGAACUUCAAACGAUGAAGGCAAAUAAACCAACAUUUGUAGUACCUGAAAGUCCUACAAAAUCGGCAGUUAAUUCAUAUUUACACAGCACGUCUGAAAAUGAAAAAGAAUCCUCGGACUUGGAUCAAGUUCCUUUAGCACAAAGGAAAACUAGAAAUCGUAAACCAACAAAGUCUCUGUCUCCGGAGAAGGUCGCUAACAAAAGACCAACAACUAAUACAAGAUCUACGCGCCAAAGAAGACAUACGUUAUGCAAUGCCAACAACAAUGAUUUAGAUCAAACCACUGAUUCUGAAUUUGAAGCCAAGAGGAGGCCAGUACGAGAGAGACGCAAAACCAUUACCUGCCAGCCAGCCUUAAAACGUAGAACAAGAAAUUCUGAACAAACAACUGAUUCGGAAAUGGAUGCAAAGCAAACCACUUCGUUAAGACAUUCGGCACGUUUAGCUCAGAGUCUAACGAAAUGUCCCAAGCAAUCCGAUUCGGAUUCAGUGGCUGAUGUUCAGGGUUUUUCUGAUUCGAUAAAAAUGUCAGCUCCAACUGAAACUGGAUUGAAAAGAAAGACAAAAAAAUCAUCCAAUGCUACAAAAAAGAAACCCAUAGUUAAAGAUCUGGUCGAGAAUGCUGUGCUCCAAACCGAUAAAAUCGUCGAGCAAAUAUCCCCACAAAUGUCUGAGGAAAAUAUUGUGGCAGUUAUUGCUCAACGUUUAUCUUCUCCCGACACCACAACCAUUUUGAACAAUCCUAUCGAAACGACAGAACAUGAGGAGAUUUUGGAAACAUUGGAGGAUAUGUUGGCCAAAGAACAAGCAACCAAAACUCAAGAACCAGAAAGCAUUACGAAAAAUGAUAACCAUAACAACCCUCAAAUGGGAGCAUCCGAUAUGCAUAGUGUGAUUGAAAACACUGUAAUCAAUGAAAUACAACGUGAAAUGGAUGGCCAAAAGAGCCCCGAGAAGGACGAUCCUCAGAAAACUCAAUGGAAUAUUCGAAAAAAUACAAUUUUGAAUUUUGAGGAUAGUCCGGAGAAUACAAUAGACAAUAACGAUCGGCGUAGUGACCAAUAUAAUUCCCCUCUAAUUAUAAGUAAGGUGCAAUCAUAUGCCUCGGUUCAGGAUUUUGAACUAUCCCUGGAGAGACCACAAACUUCAGCCGCCAACAAAGUCAUUGUUACGGAAAACAUAGUUUUAAGGCCACAAUUAUCAAAUGAAACAGAAUCUUCGCCUUCGCUAAACAUGCCUAUGAAUGAUUUAAUAUUAAAUCUAAAUGAUAUUCCUCUGUUGCCAAUGGACACUACAAAUGGAAUAACAUCUGGUGAAGAUAAUCAAAAUACCACAAAGGAAAAGGAGUAUUUAUCUCAGUCGACAGAAAACAGCUCGGGCCAGGAGAUGGAUUCAUUAGAGAACAACGAGAAAUUAGGGGUAUCUCUGCCAUACGAUUCAAUUACAAAGCCAUGUCAUGUGCUUUUAAAACGCCUCGAAAUCGAUGAGUACAUCAAUGCAAAACAUAAUCUCGAGGACAAAGAAUAUCCACCACCAGCAGAACAGGCGCAAUGCGAGGAACAGCAAAAAACAAAUAAUGGAAAUGACACCAACCCAGAAACUCUCUACCAUCCGUCGCAUAAAUCAAAUCUGCUCUUGGAGCAAUUUAAUAAUGCAAACAGAGCGACAACAUGGUCUCCAACCGAGUUGGUUGACCCAAAUGCUGUAGAUGAUUCUGAAGAUGAAAAUCAUUACUACCAUCGCAAAGACAAUUAUAUUUUGGAGGAGGAUAGAUCUACGACUUGGUCACCAACAGUAAUGGUAGAUACCGUUCCUGCCCCAAAUGAUGAUAGCCAUGGAAAUAAAAUGCUGAAAUCUUGCCUGUCAACGGGAAAAUCGCAAAAUGGCAUCUCCAAAACUCUUACCUUUAAUUCAAUGGUUGAAGUUAUAAGUGUCUCGCCCUGCAGUAGUGAGUCGUAUAUGACAUCACUUGAUUCCAAUUCAUCUUUAUUGCAAAGAACUGGGGUGCUAACAAAUGAUAGUCACGUUCAACGGAAUCAAUGUAUAUCUCCCAUUGAUAGUUUUCUGGAAGCUAACACUUCCAGUUCCAAUAUUUUGGAUUCUAAUGGGGAAACUAAUAACUUAGAGAAAUCACCACAAGAUGACACGACAAGUGGCAAAUAUGUUCCUGUAAAUGACUCGAACAGUAACCAGCUGUCCCCUGCUAAUUCAAGUCCUGGAUAUCCCACCCCUUCAUUGGAAUGUCAACGUCCUGUUGGACAAGAACAUGAGGUUGAAACAUCAAAACAGAUGGCAAUGGAAUAUCAUCGUCAUGUUGGACAAGAAAUUGAGAUUCAAACAUCAAAUCGUAUGACCAACAGCAACGAAACAAAUUCGAAUGAGAUACCAUCGAAUAAUUCGCCAAUACCAGUUUACCUUUUUAGCCACGAAGAAAUGAUACAAUUCACAUCCGCGGACUCAUUAUAUGUCUCUUCAUCAUGCGCCCCAGUAAAUCCUGCUGAUAAAAAUAAUCUCCCUACAAAUCCAAUGAUGUCACCCUCCGAACAAGAAGUAUCCUCUUCACAGGACCGGACACCAAUAAAUGAUACUCGCAAAACUGGUCAAGACAAGGCCGAUUCAAGUGGAGUCUUACAAAAUAAUCAAGUUGAUACGACAAAUAAUUUACCCGAGCUAAAUCCAGCACCAACUUUAGAUAGCUAUAUUGCCUCGUCCACAAUUGAUAUUGCAGCCCUGGCAGUUAAGGACAAAGAAAAACUGAAAUCGCCCAUAAACUCAAAGAAGUCAAAAGAACUGAAUCCUAAAGAAAUUUCUCAAAAACCCAUUUCCGCUGAUGUUGUCGCCAAUGACAAAAACCACGCCAAGGAGAGUAAAUUUAAAAUUCCCAAAAUAAAACGAGAUUUCAAUGAAAGAUCACACCUUGCUAUAACACUAAAGGAAGCGGUCAAGUCACCGACAUCAAAGGUCGUACGAAAUCCUUUUGUAACUAGAUCCACCUCAAGUAAUGGUGACGAGAAAACUAAAUUGGAAACCACAACCAAUAUGAAUUUAGGAUCCAAGCCAAGUGAAGAAAAUCCUUCAUUGACAAGAAGAACAGAAAACAAUCAGAAACGAGAACGUUCUGGCACGUCUAGUGAUACAGAACAAAAGAAAGUGAAAAGUGAUACUUCCAGUGAUAAUGAACUUAAAAGACCAAAAAGAAAAUUUGCCGAAGAUACUUCGAAAUCAGAUGAUGAAGCCAGUAAAAGGGAACGAUCGGCUACACCUAGUGAUAGUGAGCUUAAAAGGCCAAGAAGAAAAGUUGCGGAAGAUUCUAUGAAAUCAGACGAGAAAAAACCGGAAAGGGGACAUUGCACCACAUCUAGUGAACAAAAUAAACUUCACACAAAUAGAAAAACCAGUAAAAGAGAACGAUCGGCCACGCCCAGUGAUAAUGAGCUUAAAAGGCCAAAGAGAAAAACUACGGAAGAUGAUGCCAUAAUAAAAUCAGACGAUGAUAAAAAACUCCUCCAUACAAAUGUAAAAGCCAACAAAAGAGACCGAUCAGCCACACCCAGCGAUAAUGAGCUUAAAAGAUCCAAAAGGAAAAUUGAAGAAGAAACCCAAAAAUCGAAUGAUAAAACCCAGAAACCUGAAAAAUCAGAUACACCCAGUGAUGAUGACCUUAAGAGGUCAAAUGCCUUAACAUCGGAGGAUAAACCAAAGGACAAAUCCUCCUUGGUUAGCAAAACAAGUCAUAAAAUAGAUGAAAAUAAAUGCAAAGAUUCCAAAUCAAAGACAACUAAAACUGAGCAAACCCGUUCCAAAGAGAGGAAUAAAAACUCGGAACAAAAAAUCUCCAAAACGAAAAAGUCAGCGAAAAAUGAAAAACCUAGUUCUUCGUUAUCGGCAAACGAGGCCAGCAAAAAAUUCGAAAGUGCUUUAGCACUACCAACCAUAAACACAGAAAACCAUAAAAUGGCAACUGAGCUAACAACAAUACCCAGUCUAAGUUUUUAUACCAAAACUGAAAAGAAGGAAUCCAAUAAAAACAACGAAGAAAAAGUUAAACAUUCAAAGUCAUUCAGGAGUGAACAUAAAAAUACAACCAAAAAGAGUCAUCCCAAACAAAGUUCCAUUCAACAUGAUACUGAAAAUGAAAAAACUAUAUUAACUGAGCGAGAAUUGAGAACUGCCUCUCCUUUGCUUCUUCACACCAGUGUAGUUGAGGCCGAUGGUCGCGUACGAAAAAAACAUAAAACUAAAUAAUGUUUAAGGUACAACGCCGUGGUACGUCUACAAAUGAUACGCAAUGUCACAAAAUCUCUUAUGUUUAAAUGAUACAAACUGACUGAGUGCAACAAAAAUAUUCAGGCUUUAAAUAAAUACUACUACUACUAUUACCAACUUUAUAUAUACAUUUAAAUAUGUAAAUACUCAAGUAAAUAUAGUUCUAGUUUUAAAAAUUUGUACAAAUGUAUAAUUUAUUGUUCUAAUACAUGUUAACAAUAUUUUUUUGUUUUUAAUUUUCUUUCAAUUCAAUUUCGUAAACCACUGAAAUCUGUGUCAUUUUUUGUUUUUAAAAUGAAAAUUGGUAUCUCCAAUGUUAAUUUGAUAUUUUCAUAUUUUUUGUUGUUUUUUUUUUUUUUUUUUGUUAUUUAUCCGAUUUUAGAAUUCUCAAAUCCUUUCAUAUUCUUUUUGUACACAAAUAACUUGUAAACUUUAAUAAAUUUAAUUUUUCAAAAACA